Messenger RNA from Pseudophryne corroboree (corroboree frog), 4599 nucleotides. RefSeq names its product potassium channel subfamily T member 2. The transcript has 29 exons. The record is from RefSeq and is a predicted model, not a curated record. Gene Ontology annotation, cellular component: plasma membrane. Gene Ontology annotation, biological process: potassium ion transmembrane transport. Gene Ontology annotation, molecular function: intracellular sodium-activated potassium channel activity; outward rectifier potassium channel activity. Bases 158 to 3592 code for a protein of 1144 amino acids. NCBI's taxonomy places the organism in Eukaryota, Metazoa, Chordata, Amphibia, Anura, Myobatrachidae.
UCCAAUCCUGAACACUGUCUCUGUCAGCAAGGUAAAGCUGCAAAGUGAUCAAACUCAACAUCCAGGCUGCCUGCUACACUGCAACCUGCAUUCACUGUUCAAGCAUCCAGGAGACUCCAGAGACAAUCACUCGUGCUGCACUCUAUGAAUAAGAAGGAUGGUAGAUUUAGACAGUGAGGUCCCUCCACUACCACCUAGGUACAGGUUUCGGGAUUUGCUUCUUGGGGACCAAGCUUGGCAAAAUGAUGACAGAGUACAAGUAGAAUUUUAUGUAAAUGAAAACACCUUUAAAGAGAGACUGAAACUCUUCUUCAUUAAAAACCAAAGAUCAAGUCUCAGAAUACGGCUUUUCAAUUUCUCACUCAAACUACUAAGUUGUAUGUUGUAUAUAGUUCGUGUCCUUCUGGAUGACCCAUCACAAGUCAAAGGAUCAUGGUCUCAUAUCAUAUGGGUAAACAGAAGUUUGCCUCUUUGGGGGCUGCAGGUGACAGUGGCAAUUAUCAGUCUUUUUGAAACAAUCUUGCUAAGUUACCUCAGUUACAAGGGAAAUAUUUGGGAACAAAUAUUGAGGAUACCUUUCAUACUGGAAAUGAUUAAUACUGUUCCAUUUAUUAUUACAAUAUUCUGGCCUCCAUUAAGAAAUUUGUUUGUUCCCGUUUUUCUAAACUGCUGGCUGGCUAAACAUGCUUUGGAAAAUAUGAUUAAUGAUCUCCACAGAGCAAUACAACGAACACAGUCUGCAAUGUUUAAUCAAGUUCUAAUUUUGAUAUCUACAUUAUUAUGUCUUAUCUUUACUUGCAUCUGUGGGAUUCAGCAUUUAGAAAGAGCUGGAAAUAACCUGACACUUUUUGAUUCUCUCUACUUCUGUAUUGUCACUUUUUCUACUGUUGGUUUUGGGGAUGUGACACCAAAAAUCUGGCCGUCCAAACUCUUGGUGGUCAUAAUGAUCUGCGUGGCAUUAGUAGUUCUUCCAAUCCAGUUCGAGCAGUUGGCCUAUCUAUGGAUGGAAAGGCAAAAGUCUGGAGGAAACUACAGUCGUCACCGAGCACAGACAGAAAAACAUGUAGUUUUAUGUGUCAGCUCUUUGAAGAUUGAUUUACUCAUGGAUUUCUUGAAUGAAUUUUAUGCACAUCCAAGGCUUCAGGAUUAUUAUGUGGUGAUUCUGUGUCCCACGGAGAUGGAUGUUCAAGUUAGACGUGUUCUUCAAAUUCCUAUGUGGUCUCAAAGGGUCAUCUAUUUACAAGGCUCAGCCCUUAAGGAUCAAGACCUAUUAAGAGCAAAAAUGGAUGACGCAGAGGCCUGUUUUAUCUUGAGCAGUAGAUGUGAAGUAGAUCGAACAGCAGCUGACCAUCAGACAAUAUUAAGAGCCUGGGCAGUGAAAGACUUUGCUCCAAAUUGCCCUCUGUAUGUUCAGAUAUUGAAACCUGAAAACAAAUUCCAUGUCAAAUUUGCAGAUCAUGUUGUGUGUGAAGAAGAAUUUAAAUAUGCAAUGCUUGCUCUGAACUGCAUCUGUCCAGCGACCUCCACAUUAAUCACUUUGUUAGUACAUACCUCAAGAGGACAAGAAGGACAGCAGUCCCCUGAACAAUGGCAGAAAAUGUAUGGCAGAUGUUCUGGCAAUGAGGUCUACCAUAUAAAGAUGGAGGAAAGCAUAUUCUUUGCUGAAUUUGAAGGAAAAAGCUUCACCUAUGCUUCAUUCCAUGCACAUAAAAAAUUUGGUGUCUGCCUAACUGGUGUAAGAAGAGAAGAUAACAAAAACAUCUUGCUGAACCCAGGCCCACGAUACAUCAUGAGCUCUACUGAUACCUGCUUUUAUAUACAUGUGACCAAAGAAGAGAACUCUGCUUUUAAACAUCAUGAACAGAUUGAAAAAUUCCGCAAAUUCAAAUCAUCCUAUCAUGGACCAUCCAGACUACCUGUCCACAGUAUAAUUGCUAGCAUGGGAACAGUGGCAAUAGAUCUCCAAGAGACAAGCUGUCGUUCCAACAGUGGGCCAACUCUAACUCUACCUUCGGAAGUCAGUAAAGAAGGAAGGAGACCAAGCAUUGCACCGGUGCUAGAACUUGCUGACAAUGCAUCUAUACAGCCAUGUGAUCUUCUGAGUGACCAAUCAGAAGAUGAAACCAACCCAUCUGAUGAUGAAAGUUCUGACAGCAAGGAAUAUGCUAAAGGCUACCCUCCAAAUUCACCAUAUAUAGGAAGCUCACCUACAUUUUGUCACCUAUUGCAAGAAAAAGUCCCAUUUUGCUGUCUACGAUUAGACAAGGGUUGUCAACAUAACUAUUAUGAAGACGCAAAAGCUUAUGAUUUUAAGAAUAAAAUCAUCAUUGUUGCAGCUGAGACAGCAGGAAAUGGUCUUUACAACUUCAUUGUUCCACUUAGAGCUUAUUACAGACCAAAGAAGGAGCUUAACCCAAUUAUAUUACUUCUGGAUAAUCCGCCAGAUAUGCAUUUUCUGGAUGCAAUUUGUUGGUUCCCAAUGGUCUACUACAUGGUUGGCUGUAUUGACAACCUAGAUGACUUGCUGAAAUGUGGAGUAACGUUUGCAGCUAACAUGGUGGUUGUAGACAAGGAAAGCACAAUGAGUGCUGAGGAAGACUACAUGGCAGAUGCAAAGACAAUAGUUAAUGUGCAAACACUUUUCAGGUUGUUUUCAAGUCUCAGUAUUAUUACAGAGUUAACACAUCCAGCAAACAUGAGAUUCAUGCAGUUUAGAGCCAAGGACUGUUACUCUUUAGCUCUUUCUAAACUGGAGAAGAAAGAGCGAGAACGGGGAUCUAAUCUGGCAUUCAUGUUUCGCCUUCCUUUUGCUGCUGGAAGGGUAUUCAGCAUCAGCAUGUUAGACACACUGUUAUACCAGUCAUUUGUGAAAGAUUAUAUGAUCUCGAUUACAAGACUUCUGCUAGGACUGGACACCACGCCGGGGUCUGGCUUUCUUUGUUCUAUGAAAAUUACUGAUGAUGAUCUAUGGAUCAGAACAUAUGGAAGACUGUAUCAGAAACUUUGCUCAUCAACAGGUGACAUUCCAAUAGGGAUCUACAGAACAGAGUGCCACAAACUUACCACAUCUGAGUCUCGAGAAAUGGCAUCUCAAUCACAGAUAUCUAUCAGCGUGGAAGAGUGGGAAGACACAAAAGAAACCAAAGAGACCUCAGCAAACCGCAACAACCAUCGAAAUUCCACAUCCAGCGACCAGUCAGAUCACCCCUUACUGAGAAGAAAAAGCAUGCAGUGGGCAAGAAGGUUAAGCAGAAAAGUUCCCAGACAUUCUAACAAAACAGCAGAAAGGAUAAGUCAGCAAAGGAUGACAUUAUGCAGACGGUCAGAGAGACAAGAACUUGCAGAACUGGUUAAGAAUAGAAUGAAGCAUUUGGGCCUUUCUACAGCAGAUUAUGAUGAAAUGAAUGACCAGCAGAACACCCUCUCCUAUAUCCUCAUCAAUCCUUCUCCAGACACCAGGCUGGAACUGAAUGAUGUCGUAUACCUGAUUAGACCAGAUCCACUGUCAUAUGUUCCAGCUAAUGCAUCAAGCCGGAAAAGCAGCUUUUGCAACACAACCGGCCAAGAAUCAAGGGAUGAGACGCAGCUUUGAUAUUCCAUCAGAUUCUGUGAUUAAAGAACUGAUUUGUAACUGUAACAUCAUUCAGCCACGAAAAAAAUACAUUUAUUUCUAGGAGUUAUAAGUCUAGACCUAAUAUUUACUAUAUACAGUAGAUUGAACUAAAUAUCAGUUAUUGUUAAUGUCUGUAAGUUGUUGCAUCAGUGUUGUUUCUAUACUACUGUCACUUUCCACAUAAGUGUAACAUGUUGGUAAAGGUCUAGCACUUCAGUUUGAACAUUUAGAAUGAAAUUGACUUUUUAGAUAUAUACUGAAGAUGUCUUGUUAAAAAAAAACCUGAAUGUAUUAUCAGUGUCUUUUUGCUUCCUAAUGUGAAAGUGUUUUGUGUUUCAGUCUUGAGAUUUGAAUGUUAUUUUUUGACAGCUGUUGGUUGGAAAACAGCUCACACAGUACUGUACAUCUUUUGGAUAGCCUUUUCUACACAUUAUAGGCUGGCAAUUGCAUUCUUGGCAAUUUACUGAUAAUCAUUUGAGGGAAAACAUUGCUAACUAAACAUAUUUUAUGUUAUGAUGUUAUAUUUUGUUUAUUAAGUUACCCCUACUUAAGCAUACAGUAAUCAAGAUUUAUAGGGAAAGUCACAAUUUUUGAAGACUUAUACUGUACUGUAGCUGAUUUUUUAUUUCCUGCUAAUGUCCCUGAUUUGUAUCAAGUACUAGUUCCCUUGGUUUGUUUCUAGAUCUAGCCUUUUGUGUCUGUUCUUAUACUGUAUGCUACUGAAAUUACAAUUUAUUAAAGGCAAGUACUGAAUGUCUGCAUACAGUAGAGUGUUCUGUAUGAUAAACAUCCUAGUGACAUUUGGUGGACCCUUUCAUUCUAAGUAAAGCAUUCGUUACCUCUAAUACCAAUAAAUAAAGACACAGAGACUUGAAUUUGGCAGAAAAAUUGCUAGCUAUUUAUUUGACCCUAACCAUAGCAAACCUGUAAAUGAAAACUUUGUUAAAAUGCCGAUUCAGCCGGCAUAUGGUGGCAGAAAAAAGAAC